GGAAGUAACGGGGCACCGGGCAAGAUGGCAGCGCCCGUGAGGGCCAGGUUUGUGGUCGUAGGAGGGGGAAUUUCUGGAGUGACCUGCGCAGAGCAGCUUGCGGCUCAGUUUCCCUCGGAUGAUAUAUACCUGAUUACAGCGUCUCCGCUAAUUAAGGCAGUGACCGGUUUAAAGCAGGUCUCCAGGAUUCUAGAAGAAUUUGAAGUUAAGGAGCAAAAGUCCACAGAGUUGGAAAAGCUUUAUCCGAACAUUAAAGUGGUGCAGGCGGCAGCGCGGGAGCUGAGGAGCGCGGAGCGGAAAAUCAUCACCGAAGAUGGAGCUCAGUUUAUAUACGAGAAACUCUGCGUUUGUGCCGGCGCCAAACCGAAGCUAAUCGUCGAAGGAAAUCCGUACAUGCUGGGUAUACGCGACACAGACAGCGCGCAGGAGUUCCAGAAACAUCUCUCCAAAGCCAAGCGGGUCGUGGUUGUGGGGAAUGGCGGCAUCGCUCUGGAACUGGUGUAUGAGGUAGAAGGCUGUGAGGUCGUUUGGGCCAUAAAGGACAAAGCCAUCGGAAACACGUUUUUUGAUGCCGGAGCCGCAGAGUUUCUCAUCACGCAGCUAAAGUCUGAAAAACCGAAGUCCCCUCUCACAUGUAAGAGAACCAGGUAUUCAACGGACAAAGCGGCCGGAAGAGAAGAUACCCAAGUUGGCAGCGCUCUUGGUCCCGACUGGCACGAAGGCUUGAACCUUAAAGCCGGGGGAGAGUUUUCUCACCGCGUUCACAUUGAGCCACAAUGUGGGGUGCAGCGGAUUUUACUGCAAGAGGAAUUUGAGCGUUUAAACAUAACAGCCUCAUGUCCCCCAAGCCAGGGACACGGCCCCUCUCCAGAAGCCGCAACGUGGCCGGUGUACGUUCAGCUAAACAACGGGAAGACAUACGGUUGUGACUUCGUUGUCAGCGCUACCGGAGUUGUGCCGAAUGUCGAGCCUUUUAUCUGCGGCAAUAAUUUUGAUUUAGGGGACGAUGGAGGUCUGAAGAUCGAUGAGCACAUGCGCACGUCUCUGCCUGAUGUCUAUGCCGCCGGUGAUGUCUGCACGGCUUCCUGGAAACCAAGCCCCCUGUGGCAGCAGAUGAGGUUGUGGACUCAGGCCCGGCAGAUGGGCUGCUAUGCUGCUAAAUGUAUGGCAGCCGAGCUCCAGCAAGAGACCAUCGACAUGGAUUUCUGCUUCGAACUCUUUGCUCACGUCACCAGGUUCUUUAACUAUAAGGUGAUCUUGUUGGGUAAAUACAACGCCCAGGGUCUGGGUACGGACCACGAGUUGAUGGUGAGAUGCACGAAAGGCUUGGAAUACGUGAAAGUCGUAAUGCAGAACGGACGGAUGAUGGGCGCCGUCCUCAUCGGGGAAACGGAUCUGGAAGAAACCUUUGAAAACUUGAUUUUAAACCAGAUGGAUCUUUCAAUUUACGGAAAAGACCUUUUAGAUCCCAACAUUGAUAUUGAAGAUUAUUUUGAUUAAGAACGUUUUGUUUGUAACCUUUUGUGGAAAGAAAAAUUAUUAUUAUUGUGGAUAAAAUCCAACUACUGCGACUUUAGCGACGGCUGGCAGGCAGUUCUGUUACACGGACUCCAAUUCUCUAAGUAGCAAAGGGGCUGCUUCCAUGCGUGCGAUGCUCUGAUGGGGAACUUUAUUUUGUUCUGUGGAGAGUUAUAUUUAUUUUUUUUUCCCCCUUUUAAAAUCAGCAGAAAUCACGGAAGCUGGUAGCUUUUUUUUUUUUUUUAUGUAUAUAUAAAAAUAUUCAGAACUCAAUUGCCAUUUUCUUUCAAAACUAUAAAUAUGGCUCUGCAUAACGCCAUUAAAUGAGACGGUUUAACAAAA
Messenger RNA from Spea bombifrons (plains spadefoot toad), 1860 nucleotides. It is a transcript of the gene PYROXD1, whose product is annotated as pyridine nucleotide-disulphide oxidoreductase domain 1. The record is from RefSeq and is a predicted model, not a curated record. The transcript has 12 exons. Lineage: Eukaryota; Metazoa; Chordata; Amphibia; Anura; Pelobatidae. Gene Ontology annotation, molecular function: oxidoreductase activity; flavin adenine dinucleotide binding. Bases 25 to 1500 code for a protein of 491 amino acids.